UUAUAUGGUUGGUCCUUUGCGUUUAGUGACUUUGAAAAGACAAGUCCACGCAUAGAUGGUAAUAUAUGCUUUCAUUUUCUAUUUAAAAAAUGUACACUUCACAAGUUAAUGAUUUUUUUUAACCAUGGUAUUUUUUAUUUAUUACCAUACUCACAAUUAAUUUCACAAACUAACUACGUUUCUCCUGUUUUUCACAGUCUUACCACAAUGACUUCUCCAGUCCGGCUAAGAAUCAUUCUUGGAGAGCAAAACUCACAAAAGGUGAUCCUUCAGCAUGGCAUCCCUACUUCACUGAGUGACCUGUCAAAGGAAAUCGAAAAACAAUGUAACCUAAAAGGACAUUUUAGGCUGCAGUUCAUGGAUCCUGACUUUGACAAUGAGUUUAUGAAUCUCAUGUCCACAUCUGAAAUUCAAGACAAAAGUACCCUAAAAGUGGUAUUUCCGACAACACCAAGUGACCGUGACAGCUCGCCUACACCACAACUGGAUACAUCUCAAAGUAGGAGUACCUGCUCAUCCCCAGCUCUAUCACUUUCAUCCUGUGACACACUGAUUUUGUCAUCCCCAUCUACUUCAGCAAGCUCUGGCUGUGUUGCAAGUGUGUCUCCUGAGUCAUCUUCAAGAAUUAAGUCUUCUGCAUGGCCAGCCGUUUUCACUGUUCCCCGUUUUGCAUAUGACGCUGAGCUCAAAUUAGAUCAAGGUAAUGCAGCCUUCAAAACACACGGCACUUUUCUCAGUCCUGACCCAAAGCUGAAAAUAUCAAUACUAGAUGGGCUUGCUGAAGAAAUUGUGAGAUACAAAGUCUACCCUACAAAUACAGAGUUCAAUCAGGUGGCUGAAGCCCUCAUUGAAAAGCACCCUUGUUUAAAAGAAAGGGGUUCUGCCAAUGGUUACAGCGGAUGGAAAGCAAGUUUAAAGUACAAACUUGCCAACUAUAGAACAAAACUAAGAAACAUUGGCUAUACUGAAGUUACAGUCAACUCGCUCAAGCACAAACCAGCUGGAAUUUCCAGUCCUGCUUACAAUAUAAAAAAACCUCGCAAAGCUGAGGUGAACUACUGCCCUUCCCAUCCAUUAGGAGAAACACCCGAAACACUUGAAGAAGUCAGAGUAACACUUCUGUCUGAAAUAAAAAAGAAGAACAAUGAGAAAACAUUACGAAUGCUGAUGGACAAGACCUUUUCAAUCCGGAGACAUGAGGUGGUCAAGGAAUCACCUCCAAUAGCAGAUUUCAAAACUAGAUGGCCUGCUCUUUUCAGAACAGAAGAGAUUUGUGCAGAGUUUGAAAGAAUCACAACAGUCCCAUUGGUGUCUACAUACUUUGCGAAGAUGGAUCGAUAUUCUGCUAAACUUAUGAAGAUCUAUGCAAAGCGAGGAGGAAUCAAUGGACAAAGAAUUAAAAACCUGCUGGUUCCCACAACACAGACAGACAACAUUGAUGUGAGGCGAGAGUGCAUACUCAGAUCUCUCUGUGUCUACCUGAAUGAAGACCCGAGCAAUCUAAUGAAUGAGUAUUUGGAUACAGAUGCACCCAGUACUCAGGAGGCGAUCCAGAAGACUGUGAUGGGAGUGUUUGUUGUAAAAAUUGAAGGUUCAGACAUCGAAGACAGCCCAGCAGAUGUUGGAGUGGUAUUGGAGGGCGUGAGAGUUCUUGAAGACCUGAACAACGUAUCGUAUGCGACAGCCAUGCUGAUGGGACUGAUAUAUACUGAACUUGAGCUACCCUCCUGA
This is a messenger RNA of Triplophysa rosa, 1731 nucleotides long. Its product is annotated as sterile alpha motif domain-containing protein 3-like. The record is from RefSeq and is a predicted model, not a curated record. NCBI's taxonomy places the organism in Eukaryota, Metazoa, Chordata, Actinopteri, Cypriniformes, Nemacheilidae. The coding region runs from base 109 to 1731 and encodes 540 amino acids. The transcript has 4 exons.